CGUUUCCACAAUUUAACUGGUUGCGGGCAGCUUGUGAAAGAAGAUUUAAAGCUUAGGCCUAGUUACGGUCUUGGCUCCACCGGCUCUGCCCUUUGUCCCUCAGCCAUAGUUGGUCUUGAAGGUGAAGGCUGUCAUAUGGCGCCGACAUUCUGCUUAUUUUUUCCCCCCACUGUUUAGAAAAUCUAGUUGGCCGAAAGGAUCGAAUUGAGAGGGGGUGGAGUGGAGAGUGAAGUUUGUGUUUCCGGAUCACUCUAUCUGUUCCGGGCAGGACCUGUUGGCCAUGGUUGCAGCUUGUGCAUGCCCUUCGUGUUUGCCGGCCAUGAACUAUGUCUAAUGCAGAAACUAGUGCUGGGUCUUCAGAACUUGAAGGAGAAAUGAGUGGUCCCCGUUCAAAAAGACGAAAAACAGAGAGUGUUGCUGAAGAAGGUGAAUGUGAUUCCACUGAAUUGCCUGAAAAAGAAAAAACAAAUGGUGCUGAAAAGCAAAAUGAAUCUGAACUCUGUGCCCCACACACCAAUUCAAGUUCUCAGCAUGAAAACAUUGCAAUUGAGUCAUCAGUUUUGAAAUUCAAAGAGGACAGCGGGCACCCUGAUAAAAAUGAUAUUACUGUGCCUGAAAACAAUGCUGAACUUGAAAAUGAGUUAAGCCUAUUUUAUAAGGAAUUGGAGAAAAUUGAAAAUGAAACUGAAUGUGUGGAUGAUUUAGUAAGUUCAGAAAAAUGUCAAGGAAACACAACUGUGGAUAAACGUGAUGGAAAAAAGACUGGCAAGACAUGCAAAAAGACUACAAAUGGGAAACAUAAAGCUCAAGAUGUAUGUGACCCUCGUAUUGGUAGACCACAAAUUCCAACCACUGAACACUUAGGUAAUGCAGAUUGGAAUAAAAUUUUGUCUCCUGCAAGGCCUCAAUGGAAUCAGCCACAGGCUUUUAUUGGUCCGCAAGAACCACCUCUGCCAAGGUUUGGUAUUCCACUCGAUUGUCAAAGAUACAGUGGCCCAUCACAGGAGCUGAUGCCUUUUCCUAAUAACAAGCCACCUUUAAGUAACAGCUACAGCAGUGUCUGCAACAAUACUGUGCCAUUGCAAGCUGGAAAUGAGUGUUGUAGCAUUUGGGCAUUCCCCAACGGCGACAACAGAAUGCAACCUGGGCAAAACUACUUUCAUGAUUAUUGUCCACGUGAAAAUGUGGAGCAUCAAUCCAAUAUGCUGGGGCUUGGUAUAUAUCAUUUGUGUCAGCAGCAUCAGAAAACAGAACCGCAAUUAAAACCAGGAAUUGAAGAUAAAGUUCUCAUAUUUAUGCGUGGUCCACCAGGCUGUGGAAAAUCUACUCUUUCACGGUUGCUUUUAGCUCAAAGUCCGAAUGGUGUGGCAUUAAGCACAGAUGAUUAUUUCUGUCAGAAUGGGGUUUACUGUUUUGACCCCAGUUACCUUGGAGAAGCUCAUGAGUGGAAUCAGAACAGAGCUAAACAGUCAAUGGAUGAAGGCAGAUCACCUAUAAUUAUAGAUAAUACUAAUAUCCAGGCAUGGGAAAUGAAACCAUAUGCGCAAAUGGCUGUGGAACGGUGUUACAGCUUGAGUUUUCGGGAGCCAGAAACCUGGUGGAAGUUUAAUGUUGUGGAGCUAGAAAAGAGGAAUAAGCAUCGAGUUCCACGUGAGAAGAUAAUUCAAAUGAUGGAGCGCUUUGAAUAUCCUAUUUCUUCAGAAAUAGUGUUGAAUGCAGUGGAGCCUUCUCGCAACAAUAAAGUUUUGCUCGAUCUGCUUCCACAUUGCAGCCAGAGGCAAAGGAAAAUUAAGAAGAAACCAAAGGUACAUACUCCUGUAAACAAUUGUACAAGAGGUGAAACACAGAAAAAGAAAAAGCACAGGCGACACAGAAAAGUGAAAUCUUGCCAAAACAAAAUGUCUGAGAUGAAAACUGAAAUCCAUUGGUGUACAGGAUAUUGGGAGCAGCAUGCAACAAAACAUGAAGAUGACCUCUCAAAUGAAGAGCACAGUGAAUCAGAAAACCUUCAUGCUACUGACUUGAUAACUGUAAUGAGAGUUUCUCAAGAUCGAAUUGGAACACAAGUAGAGAAUAUUCUUAACUGCAAACCAUUUAAAUAUGAACAAGUUGUUAAAGGACAUUUUAAAAUUACAAAUGUUUUGCCUGAGCCAUCAUUUGACGUAUACAUAAAUCUAUUAGAAAGUUUUGAAGAUUCAUUUGAUUUAGAAAAUGUCUUGCCUUUACCAGGUAUUUGCAGGGAAGCAAAUCGUACAGCUAUGGAACUGAAAUGUUGUAAUUACAAAAGUGAAAAAGCCCAUUUUGGUUCUAUACAUCACCCAUUUGAGUUUGAAAGUCUAUUGAAGAAAGCAUCAUUGGAGUAUAUUCAAGGUCAGCGACCUGUAGAGAUCCCAUCUUUAGAAGACCAUGUCAUAGAUUGUAAAAGAAAGGAGUUUGUCAAUCUAAUUUUGUGCAGAAUUUUUUUAACUAAUUUAUUGAAAAUUAAAAAUAAUCCAUUGUCUCAUAGUCUCCUUUGUCCUGAAAGCUCUUCCAAUAAGAGAGUUUGUCAAGAAAACAAUUGUGCUCUGCAAUUGAGCCUACAAGAUAACUCUUCUAAAAUGAAUUUAUUUGCACUUUCUAACAUUCUUUCUGAAGCAGCUGAUGGUAUGAAAGAAAAACGCAGUUUAUGUACUGAUAAAUGGAUUAACGAAACUGAUAAACAGACAAUAUCUAUAUUGCAAGAUUAUGUUUACAAUCCACCAUUGUCCAGGAUAAAUUCCAGAAGAAAACAAAAAAGAUUCUACAGAUUAGCACCAACUUUUCAGAUUUCUCGAAAUAUCCCAGUUGACUUGGAAAAAAACAGAAGACAUGAAUUAUUCUUGAGUGCGACCAAACCAAUGAACAGUGUGUCAGCAACUAAUAUCUUUCAGAGUGAAAUAGCAAAAAUAAAGCUUGGUAAACUGGAAAAUACAGGAACGUGUCAUGUAAAAUUGGAUCAAACUGCUGUUGAGGGUUCUCAAUUCUGUGAAACCAUUUCAUUGUGCAAAACAACCUAUAAUAGUGUAAAGAAGGAAGGUAAAACUAAAAACAGCUUAAUAAAACAGAUGCAAGAUGAGUCAUGUAAUGCACAGUCAUGGCAUUCCGUCAGAGGUGAAACAACGCAUAAUGAUUUGCUUUCAGACCCAUCAAAUGAAACACAUAUCCAUCCCAUUAAUUCUUCUGUGACUAGAUUAAACCAAAGCAAAACAGUUUUCACAGUAAAACCAAUCUCAAUGUCUUUGCCCAAUGCAAACAUCUCCAGUUCUUCUGAAGCUUUAUGUUACAAAUUAGACAACAUGAAGAAAAAACAUUAUUUGUCUCAGUUCAAACAAUACGGUGAAUUAACCUGCAAUCCAUGUGUCGAAUGUGAACCAUCAGAAAAAUCGAGGCAAACUAUUGACCAAGAAUUUGUAAAGUUCUCCGAAAAAUGCGCUUUUCUUGAACUACAAUUAUCACUUGAAUUUGCAUUACAGCUUGUAGAGUUGUUUGGGUCGCCUGGUAUUGACCCUGGUAAGUUGAGAUACGCUCAGUGAAUUAAAGCAUGUUUUUCUUCCUUUCUGACAUACAUCAUCCUUUGAAUCCAUAAUGAUUCUGGUUUGCGCAGCUCUUUUGAAGUAUAUGUAUUAGUUGAAUUAAAAAUGAAGUGCUUUUAAUUUUAAUACUAAAGUGAUGUUUGUGUUGAAAUUGAAAUUUUUAUAGUCUAAAUAGAUACAGCAAUUCUUUGUGUCAUUUAUCUAUAAAUGCUAAGCUACGUUCAGCUGUUAAUAUUACUUGGUAUGAUGCCUGCCUUCUGACAGUUUCUCUGGCAACAAAAAAUCAUAAAAUACAAACUGAGGAAUAAGCCUAAGCUUUUUCAUGAUGGUAACAAAUAUUGUGAAAGUGGCUAUAUUGCUUUCCUGAAUCCCUUAAAUUAUUAAUAUCUUGGAAGUCACUCAAACAAAUGUUAACUUUGUUGUAGCUUGUUCGUUUUGACCUAUCAUGCUUGAACUGACUGUUCAAGAUUCUUGUUUAUUUUCACAACCUUACUCAUUGUAGAAAAUCCUUUAAGUUCCUCAUCCUUAAUUCAUUUCCAAUCUUCCUUUCAAAGACCACAUUUUUAUGUAAAGCAUUCCCAAUCCAACCAAUUCUAUGCAGAGGAUAAAGACUAUCUCAUGAUAAACAAUCCAUUCUGUGACAAAUUGCAUGUCAACACAUUGUAACGUUGACUUCCCAAUCCAGAAGCUGUUCUCACACACUAACCAUGGCAUUCACACGGAGAAAAUAAUAAAGUGGAAUGCUGCUUGUGAUCUUUUGAAACUGAUUUUAUAUCAGUGGCACCAU
Chiloscyllium plagiosum (whitespotted bambooshark) is the source of this 4338-nucleotide messenger RNA. The record is from RefSeq and is a predicted model, not a curated record. Lineage: Eukaryota; Metazoa; Chordata; Chondrichthyes; Orectolobiformes; Hemiscylliidae.